GGCGCACUGCAGCCGGACGCCCGGCACCGCGGAGAGCCGGGGCCCCGCGAGCGGGAGCGCGCUCCCGAGGCGCGCGCCAUGGAACAGCGGUUAGCCGAGUUCCGGGCGGCCAGGAAACGGGCCGGGCUGGCGGCGGAACCCAGCACGCGGAGCCACGGUGCGCAAACCGCAGGAGAGAAGGCGGAAGCGGCCGCGACUCCCAAGGCAGCCCCAGGCUGGCUGACACGGUUCCUCGUGUGGAAACCGAGGCCCGCCAGCACCCGGGCCCGGCCCAGCCUCGCUCAGGAAGUGGCUCAGCCUGGGAGCAGCACAUCACAGCCACCACGGAAUACAGCCAUUCCUCUGUCAUCGCCCCGGGACCAGUCUGUCCUGACCAGCAUCACUUUCCUGAAGGUUCUUCUCUGGUUGGUCCUGCUGGGACUGUUUGUGGAACUGGAAUUUGGCCUGGCCUAUUUUGUCCUGUCCUUGUUCUACUGGAUGUACGUCGGGACACGAGGCCCAGAAGAGAGGAAAGAGGGAGAGAAGAGUGCCUACUCUGUAUUUAACCCAGGCUGCGAAGCCAUCCAGGGCACCCUGACUGCAGAGCAGUUGGAGCACGAGUUACAGUUUAGACCCCUGGUGGGGAGAUAGACCAACUCUGUUGUCAUGCAGCUAGCCUCACAUGUAGUCCUCAGAGCCCUUCUGUGUGGGCUUGCGGGUUUGACUUCAGGUGCCCAAGAAUAAGGACAGCUUGCAGGUUAGUUCUGGGACGCUGAAGUGCUACAUUCUUUCCCAGAUCUUUUGCUGCAGUUUUAUCUUUGAACUUUUCUUUGGUUUUAGUGAAACCCUGUGAAAGAUACCACUGUGGAUCUGAUGCAAUUUAUAAAAAUUACCUACUCAGGAAAGUGA
Molecule: messenger RNA, 888 nt
Organism: Canis lupus familiaris (dog)
Lineage: Eukaryota; Metazoa; Chordata; Mammalia; Carnivora; Canidae
Gene: SAYSD1
Product: SAYSVFN motif domain containing 1
Exons: 2
Coding region: 79-630 (183 amino acids)
Source: RefSeq, a predicted model, not a curated record